Messenger RNA from Loxodonta africana (African savanna elephant), 8492 nucleotides. It is a transcript of the gene UBXN7, whose product is annotated as UBX domain protein 7. The record is from RefSeq and is a predicted model, not a curated record. The transcript has 13 exons. Gene Ontology annotation, molecular function: ubiquitin binding. NCBI's taxonomy places the organism in Eukaryota, Metazoa, Chordata, Mammalia, Proboscidea, Elephantidae. Gene Ontology annotation, cellular component: nucleus. Gene Ontology annotation, biological process: proteasome-mediated ubiquitin-dependent protein catabolic process. The coding region runs from base 56 to 1681 and encodes 541 amino acids.
GGGCGGUCCGUGUGUGUCUGUGUUGUUGUUCGGCGGCAGCGGCGGCGGCGGUAAGAUGGCUGCCCACGGGGGCUCCGCCGCGUCCUCGGCGCUGAAGGGGUUAAUUCAGCAGUUCACCGCCAUCACCGGUGCAAGUGAAAGUGUAGGGAAACAUAUGCUUGAAGCCUGCAACAAUAAUCUGGAGAUGGCGGUCACUAUGUUUUUGGAUGGUGGAGGAAUCGCUGAAGAGCCCAGUACCAGUUCAGCAAGUGUCUCCACUGUCAGACCACAUGCAGAAGAAGAAGUUCGUGCCCCAAUUCCUCAAAAGCAGGAAAUAUUGGUGGAGCCAGAACCUCUGUUUGGUGCACAACAAAAUAAACAGAUUUUUCUGCUUCUGCACAGAAAAAAAAAUACUGAUACCCACAUAAGUGUGCAUGAAUGGUCUCCUAAAAGACGACGGCCUGCACGUUCAAUAUUUGAUGGUUUCCGGGAUUUUCAAACUGAAACUAUUCGGCAAGAGCAGGAAUUAAGAAAUGGAGGAGCAAUAGAUAAGAAACUAACUACCCUUGCAGAUCUGUUCCGGCCGCCCAUUGACCUGAUGCAUAAAGGCAGCUUUGAAACAGCCAAAGAGUGUGGCCAGAUGCAGAAUAAGUGGCUGAUGAUAAACAUUCAGAAUGUGCAAGACUUUGCAUGCCAGUGCCUCAACCGAGAUGUAUGGAGCAAUGAAGCUGUGAAGAAUAUUAUCCGGGAACAUUUCAUUUUCUGGCAGGUUUAUCAUGACAGUGAGGAAGGUCAGAGAUACAUACAGUUUUAUAAGCUAGGGGAUUUCCCCUACGUUUCCAUCUUGGACCCACGGACAGGUCAGAAGCUAGUAGAGUGGCACCAGUUAGAUGUCUCUUCUUUCUUGGACCAAGUGACAGGAUUCCUGGGUGAACAUGGGCAACUGGAUGGACUCUCUAGCAGUCCUCCCAAAAAAUGUGCCCGUUCACUGCUGCACUACCAGGUAUCAUGUCUACAUUCCAAGCAUGGACAAGGAGGGAGAGAGAGUGGUGCCUAUAUCACAAAGGAGAGCCUUAUAGAUGCAAGUGAAGACAGCCAGCUAGAAGCUGCCAUCAGAGCCUCCUUGCAAGAGACACAUUUUGAUUCUACACAGACAAAACAGGAUAGCCGCUCAGAUGAAGAAUCUGAAUCUGAACUUUUUUCUGGCAGUGAGGAGUUCAUAUCGGUUUGUGGCUCCGAUGAAGAAGAGGAGGUAGAAAAUCUUGCCAAAUCCAGAAAGUCUCCCCACAAAGAUUUGGGGCAUAGGAAAGAGGAGAACAGAAGGCCACUAACCGAGCCCCCAGCCAGGACUGAUCCUGGAAUAGCCACAAACCACCAAGGGUUACCAGGUGUGGAUUCAGAAAUAUUGGAGCUGUCACCUGAGAAAUCAGAUGGAAUAGUGGAGGGGGUAGAUAUAAAUGGACCAAAAGCACAGCUGAUGUUGCGGUAUCCAGAUGGAAAAAGGGAACAGAUCACUCUUCCAGAGCAAGCUAAACUGCUAGCUUUGGUGAAGCAUGUCCAGUCUAAAGGAUAUCCAAAUGAACGUUUUGAACUUCUCACCAACUUCCCUCGAAGGAAACUGUCUCACCUGGACUAUGACAUUACUUUACAAGAGGCAGGCCUUUGUCCUCAAGAGACUGUCUUUGUACAGGAAAGAAAUUAACACCAUAGCCUGACCUCUCUCAGCUUACCCCUUUUUUCCCUUUCCCUGUGAGAUACUAUGUUACUGAGUAUGCAUUUUGGCUCAUAGGACCACAGAGCCACAGUUGGGCAAGCAAGUCACCUGCCUUCUCUCAGUUUUAUUUCCCAUUCUCUCCUGUAAUCAUCUUCUUCUUUUUUUUCUUUCUCUGUCCUCUAUUUUCUUCUUUUUUCUACUGUUCAUUCUUUGUUUCUGUCUUUCUUUCUUACCUACUCUGGUGACCAAAUGGAAGUGUAAGGCUAAGAUGUCUCCUAGUACUGGCAACAGGAAAUGUGAGUUCCGUGAAGUGAUCUCUUACAUGGCGCUUUUUGGGGAUCAGAUGAUGACAUGGCUCCUCAGACUCCUUUGGCUAAGGAAUGGCUCGAUUCAGGAUAAGGGCCACCUCCCUUUUUCAUGAGUCUCUAUUUGUCAUUAGGAAGAAGAAAUUCUCUGACACAUGUUUUGUCUGGUGUUUCAUGUAGGAAAUAUGUAACAAAGCAUUCAGGCUUUUGUUUACAUGGAAAAAGCAUCCCUUAUAAUUAUUGUUUAUCACGUUUAAAAAUCUUAUUCAAAAGAUUCCCUUGUCUUCCCAACUCCAAAAAUGAUUUCCAUGAUAUGUGUUAUUGGUAAAAUGAGUGUUAAGUGUAGGGUGAGUGUUGUAGGGUGACUUUUAACGUCCUAACCUGAGACAGCUUCUUUCAUUACUACUCUGAAGUACAUUGAUCCUGCCAGCCCUGGGACAGACAUUUAUUGAGCAAAUUGUGGUGACUGGGGUCGGAAGGUGCUUGCUGGUUUUGCCAGUACAGCGUAUUAGUUCUUUUGGCCUCUCCAUUGUUUGGGUCCACCAGUGAUUUAAAGGAAGGCAGUUCUUCGAUAAUCAUGCAGUAAAAUGGCUUAUAAUUGUAACCACUGUGGUUACUGAUUGUCCUAUGUGCAUUAGGGCAUACUUACGUAUGUCCCAGGGGAAAAAGAAAAAGAUGCAGCUGAGAGUUGCUGACCAAGUUACUUUGGUUAGAAAUAAUGAUUCAUUUUGACCCCUGGUUGGAAGAGUUUCUAAAAGGCUCUGGUGACUAAAUGAGCUUAAAUCCUCAUGCUGUUUUGUUGCAAAAGGUGUCAAAACUUGAAAGCCUCUCUAAGGGUAAGACCUUUAAACACAAUUCAUAAAACCACAUUUACUAAAAAGGGGGGUGGGGGAAGGAAUUACCAGUAAUCUUCAAAUGUAGAUUUUUUCUGCCAGCAAAAGCCACAUUCAAAUUGUAGUUGGUUUUUUUCAAUAUUUAGAAGAGGCCAUCUUGAAUCCGUAUACUCCCGUUUACUGAUCAGCUUCACUGUGUGCUCGGCUCUCAUUUUGAGCCUUAGAGUCCUUGGAAGGGGUAAUAGUGAUUCUGGUGGCAAAAUCAGGACUUUAACUUAUUAAAACCAUGAUAUAAAAUGGACCUAUUGUGUCAGUUGGGGGUUUAGAUGGAUUCUUCUACUUGGUAUAAACUGCUGUUGCUCAGAGACCUUUAGUAGGUUCCCAUGUACUUUAAGAUCACUCUCUCGGCAACAAAAAGUGGCUUAUCUGUUGCUAGAACACAGUUACAGAAUAUGGUUUCUAAUGGUUGGAUUUUGAGGGACCCUCCCUAAAGAAUGAGUUGUGUAUCUCCUCUAGGAAAUCAUGGAAAAUUCUGUUUAUUCUUCAGUGAGUCCUUAUGAAUUAAUGUUCUUACAUUUUUUUCUAAGUCUGUGUAAGUGCUUAUGUAUAAGUAUAUAAUUGUAUAAAUAUUUAUAAAUAUAUUUAUAUAAUUACAGUUUCAUUUUUACCUUGAGUCAAAGUUCUCUCUUUAGAUUGGUGACUGAGUAAUACCACUUUGAUUUUUUUCCCCCAUAGGCUCUUGAGGCUUAACUAGCAGUUUCUGAUUUAUUGAGGAAACAUGGUUUUCAUGGUAAUUCUUCAUUUAUAUCUGACCUUGAAUAACAUACUUGCUGCCUGAAGAAUAGAGCUAUAUACUAUCAAAGGUACAUUUGGGAGUAAGAAAAUUGUUGGUGGUAGACAGGAACCAGGGUCGGAAAUCUAAAAAUUCAGGGAGGCCCAGGUAAGAAAUGAGGGUAUGCUCAGCUUUGGUGCUGUGAUAGCACCCAUCUCCACUCUCAGCAAAGCCACAGCUAAAGCCCAAAUCUGUCAAAAAAGUGAAGUUUAGAGUUUUCCCUAUAGGGCUUUGUUUCAUUCUCUCAACUACUAGCUUCUGUUUAUAAAAUACAUCCAGACAGCCUAAGAAGACAUGUUCUUUAAUAACAACAUGUAGUUCAUUUUGAUAAGCUCAGCCGUGGCAUAUCCAUUUAUGAGAAAACCAAAGUGACUGUUUCAAGUUGGAUUAUUAUGAGAUGACCAAGUACAUAUAAAGUGAUUUAAAUAAGCGUAUCAGAGAAAUAGGACUUAGGACAUUCAUCCAACUUAGGCAUAACUAGGGAGUUUAAAGUAUGAGGUGUACAAGAUUUUAUUUUAUUUCAUGACAGGAGUGUAAUUAUCCUGGGGUUAAUGUAGAGGCCUAUAGGGGAAGAGGCUAUAGAUUAUACAUGGGAAGAGUAUAACUUAAUCCACUUAGAGAGUAUGCUUCCUCCAGUUUGUCUUACUUCCUCUACAAGUUCCUUUGCUCUUUGGGGGAGAGGUUUUAUUGAAUAGAUUAAAGAGUUCAGUAAGAUUAGUUUUUUAAAAAGCUGUUCCUUGUAGGUUUUGGGAACAGUCUGAAAGAGUGUUUAAAAGGUGCGGAGGAAAAGAACAAGAUAGACUUGGAGAGUGACAAGGGGACAAAUACAGGGAAAUGAAAUGAAAACUAAUGGGGAGAAAGUAAGGAGAGUACUUUUUAAAAUCUGUUUUAAGAAGGAGCCACCCAAGAGAAGAAUAGUGCCCAGUGAGGGAAAGAGAGGGAGCUAAUUUUGAGUGACCAGCAUGUGCUAAGUACUUCGUGUGCAUUAUCUCCCUUAAUCUCUCUGAGAACCCUACAAAAGGUAUAUUUUUCUCAUUUUGUAGAUAAGGAAGAAAGUUAAGGCUCACGAGAAUUGGUCCAGAGCGUCACAGCUAGUAAGGGGAGGUCACUCUACCGUGCUGUAUUCUCCUACAACAGGGGCGUCAGUUUACUCAAAAGAUUGUCUUGUUUGUCUAUGUAAAUUAUCAUUUGCUUUCAUUUCCUUAAUGGUAGGGGAAGAGUUGAGAUAGAGCUUGUGGCAUCUACCCCCUCCUCCAGUUGCCUAUAAAUUCUUUCUUAUGCCAUUAUUUCGAGGGCUGAAUUAUUUAUUGCUUUUUAAAAAAAAAAGAAAAAUGAUGCUCUGAUGAUAAUGUGGAAGGGAAAUAACUGUGGCAUUAUUUGCCAAGAAUAAAUGGAAAAGAUAAUCGAUUUUAUCAAUUUUUUAUACCAUUUUUAGGAAAAGAUACAGUUGUCUUCUGUGUCCCGUCCAUACCAGAUUAUUGAUCCUUCUAUGUGGAUGUUUUUUUCAAAUUUGUGGCAAAAUUAUAAUUCCUUGGCUUUGUAAAUCAACAGUUAUUUAUUGAGUCCUUAAUCAACAUUAGACAAUUUUUGAAAUAAAAGGUCUGGUUUUGCCUAUUUUAUCCAAUUGGGGAGAUGUACCACAUAUAAGAUAGUCUGAGAACAUGUUAAUGCUUACUUUUCUGACUGAACUAUAAUUACAAUGGAAGUUUCAAAAGGGGAGAGAAUAGUGUAGGUUUUAGUUAGGACGGUCUUCUCAAAGAAAUGAGUGAAAGGUGGCAAACACUACAGCUCAGGUUUUCUUUUAACUCACCUAUCUUCAUUAGCCUCACCUUUCGUAACUGCUAGACAUAGGGUGUACCAAGGACCCCAGUAGGAAAGAGUUAUUGAUCCCAGGACUAAAGAUUCUUAGCCAGCAGAGAUCUCACUUGGACACUCAGCGAAAAUAUCAGAGGGAGGUACUAGCAACUGAAAAAUGAAGGAAAGGUUUAAUUUCUCUAUCCAGAUGCAAAUUAAAUACAUAUGUGAUAUAUGGAAAGGGCACCAUUUGUUGGCAUAAGUGCACUUGCGUAACGGUUCUGCUGCUAUGUCACUGUUAUCUUGGCAGGUCUCUCUUCUCUGAGUCUCAGGUUCCUUCUCUGAAAAUGAGAGAAUUGGACUAGAUCAAUAGUUCUCAGUCUUUUCAAGUAAAAGGACUUGUGAUUUCAAAAAUUGGCAGGGGUGGGGAAGUAUGGGGUUAGGUAUUAUAUCAUCAGUUUCGUAGACGGAGAAAAUGUAAAUGUGCGUCUGGAAUUGGAGACCCCUUGCAGAAAUUCUGGGGACCCAUGGGUUAUAGACCACUGAAUUAGAUUGUCUCUGAAGUCCUUCUCCACUCUGAAAUUUUAUGCCUCUAGUCUCUCCCCUUUGUUAUAUGUUAUCCCUAACCAAAAAAACCAAACCCACUGCCGUCGAGUCGAUUCCGACUCAUAGCGACCCUAGGCUAACUAAAAAUGUACUUGUUAAUCAGUUCAUUUGCUUUUUUCCUACGUCGAGAUAGGUAUCAUUUGCCCCAUGACUUGAUCUAACCUCACUGUGAUGACUGCAAUCUCCAAAAUGGAGAAAAUAAUAGUUAUUUCUAGAUCUUUUAAACACCAUUAAUUUUUAAAAUUUAAUGCUGUGGUCCUAAUCAGGGUAUUACUAAAAUUUCAUUAGUGAGAAUCAAAUAUUCCAGUGACACUGGAGUUAAAUUUUAUUUUACCUUUGUGGUUAAAGAAAGCACUUUGCUGGCUGAGCAAUCGUCGAUUUGUGUAAGUUGUAGAAUUCACACUUGGUUUUAGCAGAAACAACUUUUUAAUGAACCUGACUUUUAAAAUACUUCUUAUCUCUUAGAGUAUAUCUCCAUCGUGUGACUCUUUUUUUCUUUAUUUUUCUGGCCCUCUUUCAUUUAACUACUCAGUAGUAAAUCAUGGGAUGCAUAUUGCUAGAUUAGUAAAUAAGGUCUUGUGUAAAACCAAAUGAGGAUAAGAGGAACCAACCCUUCUGAAUUUUCCAAUAAUGUAAGACUUGAUGAAUAGGCUACUUAAAGAUAGUAUAUUAUGAAUAUUCAGCUACAUUGGUCUGCCUUGCUUAGCAUUUCAGUUAUUGUCUUGCCAUGAAAACCUUAGAAUGACAUGGUACAUAUCUUAAAGUAGUGGCAAGAAUGUUCGUCCUCUAGGACUGAAAAUCACCAACAGAGAAUACGAUACCAGUAUGUUGGUAUCUCCUGCCCUGUGGAGAUUUGGCAUUUCAGUGAUGGUUAUUUCGGCCUUGGACUCACUUUUGUAUCAGUCCUGUUACAGCUUAGAAUUAGUAGUGUUUACAGAGAAUAUGAUAGCUUUGGUAGUUUUCCCAUGAACUAAACUCAAUGUGGUUAGGUUAUUGGAUGUGAUGGUUGGACCCUUAAUUAGAAAAUCUUUGAAUCUUCCUUUUUCUUUGACUUCUCAGUUCUCUAUUCUUAAAUUUUGACAUCCAUUUCCUGAGAAUUAAUCAUAGUUUUUAAAGUAAUUUCCUGUUUAAGAAAGUCCAUUUUAAGUCUUAAUAUGUUAAAUUAAACUUUUUUUGUAUAUAAAUUAGUAUACAAGGAAAGAAUUUGAGGCAAACAUCCUUAUAGCUCAUUUUCUCUCACUUAAGGAGAAUUCUCUUAUUUCAAAUAGAAAAUGUCGAGCUUCAUGACAACCCUCUCCCUUCUUUUGGCCUACAGAAUACUAUUGUGCUGCUCCUCAUCUCAGUCAUUCUCAUAAAUGUGAUAAAUUUGGGGACAGACCCUUCUUAGCCAUAUGAUCUAAAAGUAAACUUGGGAGAUCCAGUAUAUGAACUAUCUUACGUACAUAAUUUAACAUCUUACAUAAUUUAACAUCUCUAUAAUGAGGUAUUUUUUAAAAAAAAACAAACAGAUUUACUUGUAGGAUUACAGAUGCAAAUACCAAUGGUAGUAUUUUGCCUAAGAACGACCACAUACUCAUUUAAUAUACAUGGGAAGUGGCCUUGUACUUAAUUCUGUAGCAACAAACAGCAAAUUUUUGUGAUAUACUCCCUCUCUAGAGAUCAAAAUGCCCUGCGAUUUUAUAUCCCUCAUAAAGUCACUUGAGUUUUCAAAUAGGAAGAACAGUUAAGCUGAACUGAACAUAGUAAGUACUAUUUUUUUAUCUCUAUCAAAAGAAGUUGUUACAUGGUAAAUAAAUGGGAAGCAUUUCAAAUUGUUAGGUAAAUGGUGACCUGGAAUUGAAUUCUCCCUUACUUAAGAUGUUUUAUUUGCUUUUUUCUAGACCCAGUAUGGGAAUUUGAGCUGUUAAGGGAGAGAUUCUUUAUCCAGAACCAUUCCCUGCCAUUUGGCUUUUUUCUCCACCAAGGUGGCUGGCUUUAUAGUGCAGAUCACCAGGCUCCAUUUCAAGUUUGUGACACUGGAAUGUGACGCCCAGUUGGAUAUCUUGCUGUUUCCAACAAAAUGAUUUCAUAGUGUGCUUUUUCAAAGCUUUGGCAUUCUUGAUAGUGGAAACUCAGUACAUGAAAUGGUGUGAUUUCAAAUAUAAGUAGGUUUAUGACACUAAUCAUAUGCCCUUAAUAAUCACUUUUUGAUAAUUUACUGCCCUGUAAGUUAAGCCUCACAUGGAGUGACCAUUGGCACUAGAAAAGCCUGUUUUACUUGCUAAUUAGAGAGAAAGUAGCAUGUGAUCUCCACUUUUCAGCUGAUGAGUAGCAAGCUUGUAAUGGGGACUGUUUAUCUUACCCAUUUUGGGACCUGGGCCUUGGUACUCUCCUAGGUUUGCCCUCCUAAGUUUGGAAACCUGUUGGGAAGCAGUAAAGCUAUGAGAUGA